AUGAACACCAACAACCAACAAGGCAUCAUUUUGGCGACCACCCCCAACUGCUGCCCCGCGGGAACGCGCAAGGGAUGGCAGUCGGUGGCUGCGGGGGUGAUUGCUGGCUGCGUCACACGCACCACGACCUCGCCCCUGGAUGUGCUCAAGAUCUUGUUUCAAGUGAAAAGUCAAGGGGCUACGACGCUCCAAUCCACAUGCCGCACGCUGUUCCAAACGAGGGGUCUUACGGGGUUUUGGAAAGGCAACUUGGCGGGGUGCUGCCGCCUCGGACCGUACGCUGGCGUCAAGUUCUGUCUAUUUGACCAAUUGCAAUCGCUGGCACACGGGGACAACGACGCCCCGACCAACGUCGGCCGAGUCACGUGUGGCGCGCUUGCGGGCAUAGCAGCGACCUUCAUCGUGUACCCCAUGGAGCUCCUUCGGACGCGACUCAUCGUGUCUCCCGUGCCUCUGACCAUCCGUCUCGAAGCCCGGCGCAUCGUGCAAGCCGACGGCCUCCGGGGGUUCUACCGCGGGUGCACGUCCGGGCUCGUGGGGGUUAUCCCGUUCGAAGGCAUCCAGUUUGCGUGCUACGAGUAUGGCAAAGCGUAUGCGACGACCCAUCGCUGGCCCCCGUGCCGCUGGCCCCAAAACAAGACCCAAUUGCAGACGGUGGACCACCUCGCGCUAGGCAGCAUCGCGGGGGCCGUCGCACAAGUGGUCGCGUACCCGUUGGACACGAUCAAGAAGCGCUUGCAGUUGCAGGGGUCGGGGUCCAACGCCCGAUACGACGGCAUGGUCGACUGCGUCGCCAAAGUGGUGCGAGAGGAGGGGGCGAUGGCCUUGUACAGAGGGACCGUUCCCAACAUGGUGCGCCUCGUGCCGUACGCCGCCGUUAUGUUUGCGUCCUACGAAGCUGCCAAGGACUUUCUCAAGGCGUUGUGA
Aphanomyces astaci is the source of this 927-nucleotide messenger RNA. RefSeq lists its product as hypothetical. The transcript has a single exon. The record is from RefSeq and is a predicted model, not a curated record. The coding region runs from base 1 to 927 and encodes 308 amino acids. Lineage: Eukaryota; Oomycota; Saprolegniomycetes; Saprolegniales; Verrucalvaceae. Gene Ontology annotation, biological process: transmembrane transport.